UACCUCUUCUACGACGCGUAGGCGGCCUCUGUUCUCCGCAGAGCGUCCCGACGCGCGCCGGUAUGCGGCCCCAGCCGCCUCCAAUCCGGCCCCGAACGAAAUUUCCCCACGUACAACCACUCCAAAUUUUUUAGUUAAUAACAAAUUCGCGAGGGUACUUCGACCGGCGUAUGGUUUAGGCGAUCUGCACUAUACGAUUAAGGGUGCUGGUUAAAGGAAUAAUUGGGCGGUUUUCGGCUGGCGCGUAGUGUGUGCGGAUCGCCCACGCGCCGUUUUAUGGCGGGUUCAUUCACGACGCCCACGCGACGCCGUGACGUCACUCGGGUAGACGGCGCCAACGCCACUACGGCGCGAAGAGAGGGAAGCGCCGUCACAUAUACCCUCCGGAGCGGGAACGAGACGGUUGCGAUACGGGCGUCGCGACGCCGACGGGUUUUCCAGGCGCUUUUCUCUGCGGGUUUCGCGGUUCGAACGCAAGCGACGCCGCUACAGGUGUGCGUUAUUUUUUUUUGUCAUUCCGGGUGUAACAUUUCGGGAAUUAUUGGUGGUAUGUAGUGUUUGGUGGUGAAUUGGGAUAUUUUUGAGGUAUAAACGAUGAGUUGCGGUAGCAGUUCGGCGAGCGUUUGUGACGAUUUCGAGGACAGUUACGACGAAUUUUGGAAUGAUUUGUGCGGCAUCGAAGAUGAUUCCGACGACGAGGAACUCGGAGGAGGCAUGAAGGAUCUCGCCAUCACCGAUUACAUCAACACAAGCGUCAACACUCAACAAGACGAUCUCGAGGCCCAGCAACGAUUGGCCGUGCUCAGCUUCGAACAGGUCAACAGGCUCAACGAGGUCAUGGACGAGGUCGUCUCCAUACACGGAAGAGGUAAUUUCCCAACGUUGGAAAUCCGCCUGAAAGACUUAGUAAACGUGGUGAGGGAGAAACUGGAGGCGGACACCACGUCGGGGGGAGCGGGUAUGAAGGUGAAGGACAUCAGAUUGAACGGUGGCGCCGCUUCCCACGUCCUGGCCACCGAGAACCAGCCCUACAACGACCUGGACCUCAUCUUCGGCGUGGAAUUGUCCAGCAUGCGAAACUUCGACAGAGUGAAAUCGGCCGUGCUCAGUUCUCUGUACGAGAUGUUGCCGGACGGCGUGAACAGAAAGAGGAUCUCCACGUGCAGCCUGAAGGAGGCCUACGUGAGCAAAAUGGUGAAGGUGAACCAGAACACGGGCGGCGACCGAUGGUCGUUGAUAUCGCUCGGCAACUCGCGCGGCCGCGGAGUCGAGCUGAAGUUCGUCGAUUGCAUGCGACGCCAGUUCGAGUUCUCCGUGGACUCCUUCCAGAUCAUCCUCGACUCGCUGCUGUUGUUCUACAAGUGCAGCGAGCUGCCCAUCAGCGACAACUUCUAUCCGACGGUGGUCGGCGAGUCGGUCUACGGCGACUUCCAGGAGGCGCUCUACCACCUGCAGAAGAAGCUCAUCUCCACCAGGUACCCGGAGGAGAUCCGCGGCGGCGGACUCUUGAAGUACUGCAAUUUGCUGGUCAAGAAUUACAAACCCGCCAGGCCCGAUUACAUCAAGAGACUACAAAGGUACAUGUGCUCGCGCUUCUUCAUCGACUUCCCGGACAUCGCCCAGCAAAAGGCGAAGCUGGAGAACUACCUGUGGAACCACUUCGUCGAGCCGGACGAGGAGGCGCUGCGCCACCAGUACCUGAUGCUGUUGCACGACGUCGUCGAGGAGUCGACGGUGUGCCUGAUGGGGCACGAGCGGCGCCAGACGCUCCAGCUGAUCAGGAGCCUCGCCUGGCAGGUGCUCUACCAGGACCAGCAGCGCAUGAUGACCCAGCAACCGCCGCCCCUGAUGUACGCCAACGGCAUCGUCUACGCCCCCAUCAUCCAGACCAAUUGCUAUUGCACGUGCAACGGCGCGUGGAUGCAACAGUGCUGUUCGUGAUGCGCUACUGAUACGGGUUAAAAAAGAUGAUAUGUUUUUCGUUUUUUUUUUUCUUUUCUUUCUUUUUGUUUUUCUUUUUUAAUUUCAUUUUGGACGACCCUCGUAGUGAUGGGGAACGUGGACUUCGAGCUUGGUGAAUAGUAAGACAGUUUUAUGCAGUUAUCUUUUUUUUUAAAGCAUUUUACGAUACGGGCCGAGUUUAUAAGGCUUGUAUAGUUUACUUUACUCUAUUACCAGUACCAGUGGGAUACGAAAUGUACUAAAAAAACGAUUUGACCAUUCCAAAUGAAGAUUGUUUGAAGAGAUUAAAGCGCGUUUUCUCUUUGGAAUACGGGGUUAAUUCGCUUAUUUUGUUUUUUUUUGUAUUUUAUUCUAAAUAAAUACGGAGAAUUUUGAUCUUUAAAAAAGCUAAUACAAUUCUCCUGUAAUUCUAUAAUAGAUUAACAGUUUAUUCGAAAACUCUAAAAAUAAUAAUUCAAAAUGACUAAAGGUUAAAAAUUAACUUGAUAGCUAAAGUUGUGAAUUUUGAAUUGGUAUUUAAUAAAAAAUUCAAAAUAACGCGAAUUCUGCGUGUGGAGUGCUCUAUAAGUAGUAUUUGUUGUAAGUUCUAUUUUACGUAAAAAAAUAUAAAAUACCAGACGUUUAUUAUAAAAAUAUAUCCAAUAUAUGAAAAAGUAUAUAAAAAGGAAAUUAGUUAAAGAUUUUUGUGAUAUAGUGAGAACAUUCAUCGAUAACAAAACGAACUCUUAACUGUCUGGUGUUUACAAAAAUAGUAUAAUAAAUUUGUACAUACUAUAAUAUCGUUAAAAAAAUGGUUAUUUUUGAGUAAAUUAUUUGGGAGUUAAAUUUAUGAUAUAGUUACCUACUUUAUUCUAUUUAGUUUGACUCAUAUUGAGUUUUACAAUAACAAAAGAAAAAUACGAAAAAAAUGUUAAGUUCAUGAAAAAAAGUGCCAACGCGUCAACAAAAAUAUUUCUCUUUUAUAACCAUGAAAAUUACCCAUUGAUUAUAAUGAAAUUCCUAGAAAAAAAAACACCAUAUGGCACACUUCGAUCCAUCUUACUAGAUUAAUUUCUUUAAGUUUUCUGUGAUUUAACGACGAAAGGUAAGCGGAAGACAUUUUUUUCUCGUGUGGGUUUGUUCGUCCGAAACGAUAUACUUCAUUUUACAUUUUAUCAAUAAUUUCCCAACAGCGCAGUCUGCACAGAAAUUUGAAUUUUCUUUGAUUCAAUAAACAAACGAUCUCCGAUUACAAAUUUUAUUUCUACCGGCGUUUAAAUAAUCUCUUAUCUCUGUUGUUGCAUAAGUUUAAAUAUUGAAUGUGUGAUUCAUUCGCUUAUAGUGUUUCCAGAGUCAAUUGAACAUAUACCUACAACAAAAUACGUACUAUUAAGUGAAGCAAUUGACUUUGGAAAGACUAUAGGCAUUGGGCAAGAGAUUUCAGACCGUUUCGAUACCGAUUAUCCGAUAAAUCAAGUAUAAUUACAUUAUCAAAGCAAAGGAAUUAAUUACAUUCGUACAGUAUUCGAUAGUAAAUAUCUCUUAUUAGGAAAAUAUUUUUUAAAAGACUGAAUCUGAUCCAUAUUUUUCGCCUUUUUCUUGGUCAAGAGAUAUAUUAUCAUCGUACUAAUUAAUUAAUCGGUUAAUUUGUAAUCGGUUUUCGCAUCGAUCGGGCGUCUAGAAUCGAUUCGAACGUGAGGUAUUCGUUUCGGAGUCGUAUGGCAGUGGCUGUGACAAAAAAAUACAAAAAAAAUACGUUAUUUUGGGUUGUGUAUAAGUAGAUACAAGCGGCGAUUUCGCUGAGCAAUUGCCAUCUGAAGGUGUUAUGAAAAUCAUUUAUUAAUCGUACGAAAGGAUUAUAAAAAUAUAUCAUCUUGAUAACAUACUUAUUUUAUAAUUUGUUUUUCGUAUGAUAGGGUUAGAUGUAAUGUUGCUUCAGUACUAAAUUUUUACAUAUCAAAAAAAUUUGGGAAAAUUUAUAAGAUGUUAAUCAGUAAUCUAUACAGAUCAUUAGUUUCUAUUAUAACACGAUAAAACCUUCGGAUUGCAGAAUGGCGGUCGCAAUAAGUAUUAAUAUCGACAAAAUGCAGAAAAAAAUUCCACAUGUUUCUAAGCGUGCUUUAGAAACGCCCAAUAUUAUACAUAAAUGAAUAUAUCGAGCUCUUCAGCCUUUCCCGAAAGCGGAGGAGGGAAUUUUCCAAUUGUAAUCCUCCCUUGAAACCGUGUAAAUUAUAGCGAAUGAGCCGGGAAGAUGAAGAGUUUACCGUAAUUCUAAUUAUAUAAAUAUUUUGUGAAGAAUAUUGUCGUUAAAUUUAAAAAAGUAAUCGUAGGGUUAAUAAACAAAAAUCUUGAAAGUGUAUUUUUAGAAUAAAAUUAAAUACUCGAAUCGAGCGGUUUCGAUGCAAUUUUCCCCUUAUAUCGCAUUGCGUACCGAACAACUAUAUUUUUUUUGAAAAAGCGUCAUUUGGUACAUAACUUUCGAACAAUAUUAUAGACAAUGUUCGUUAAAAAAACCGCUCGAUUCUCUCAUAAAUAAUUAUAGACUGUUAACGGUGACCUCCACAAAUUUUAAACCUUUAAGUACUUAUUAGCGAACGAGAGCGGAUGAUAUACGAGGAACGGUCGAAUAGUAAAACCCUUGCUAAAAAAAAUCAUUUACUGGAGUUUCAUUAUUAUACGAGGAAAGCUGUGUAUAGUAUUGUUAAUCUAAUUAACAUGGUGUAAAAUUGUACGUGAAACUCUUGUAGAAAAUUCGAAAGCAAGGAAAUCUUGUAAAUUAUUUCAUCGCAUAGUGGUGAUGAUUUUAUAGGUUCGAUCGUUCCUGUAUAAAAAAUCCGCAAAUAUAAUAUAAUAAUUUUUUGUGAGUCUAUCAUCGUAGGAUUCUGCGCUUUUUUAAGUUAUAUACUAUAUUAUAAAUAAAGAUUUAAAAAAAUGUCUAUUUUGAAUGAAUACUAUAUGUUAUUAAGGGCUUGAUCCGUAUAUUUUUAUCGUUCAUAGG
Phyllotreta striolata is the source of this 4939-nucleotide messenger RNA. The record is from the annotation of a GenBank genome assembly. Lineage: Eukaryota; Metazoa; Arthropoda; Insecta; Coleoptera; Chrysomelidae.